AUGAUAAGGAAUGUGGCUGCAUUGUUGCUCGUGACGGUGGGUUUGGGUUUGGUUGGGGCUCAACUUGAGGUUGAGUCUGAGAAGACCAAUGUACAACCAAUUUCCAGGUAUUUCAUUCAUUUUGUUAACGAUCUAAGCAUCCCCGAUUUGACGGUGCACUGCAAGACGAUCGACAAUGAUUUAGGAAUUCAUCGUUCUCUUAAACUGGGAGAUGAUUACCAAUUUAACUUUAACUACAAUGUUUUGAAACCAACUGUAUAUUGGUGCAAAGUGGAUAAGCCGAAUGCAUAUAUCUUUUUCCAAUGCUUUUGGCCAGAGAAGAAUAGCACAUGGCUUCGUGAUAGAUGUCGAGAUGGAGAUGUAGGAACUUGUACUUGGAAGUUUAAAGACGGUGGAAUUUACUUGAGAAACAAUGCAGCUAAUACUGAUGAAUUGGUUCAUACUUGGAUCAAUAUGUGA
Molecule: messenger RNA, 459 nt
Organism: Cucurbita pepo subsp. pepo (vegetable marrow)
Lineage: Eukaryota; Viridiplantae; Streptophyta; Magnoliopsida; Cucurbitales; Cucurbitaceae
Product: S-protein homolog 74-like
Source: RefSeq, a predicted model, not a curated record